This is a messenger RNA of Salarias fasciatus (jewelled blenny), 4963 nucleotides long. RefSeq names its product euchromatic histone-lysine N-methyltransferase 1b (gene ehmt1b). NCBI's taxonomy places the organism in Eukaryota, Metazoa, Chordata, Actinopteri, Blenniiformes, Blenniidae. Bases 25 to 3957 code for a protein of 1310 amino acids. The transcript is spliced from 26 exons. Gene Ontology annotation, biological process: negative regulation of transcription by RNA polymerase II; peptidyl-lysine dimethylation. The record is from RefSeq and is a predicted model, not a curated record. Gene Ontology annotation, cellular component: chromatin; nucleus. Gene Ontology annotation, molecular function: p53 binding; histone H3K9 methyltransferase activity; zinc ion binding.
GGGCGGGGUUUAGGUGCAGGCACCAUGGCUUCGCUUGGGACGGAGCCUGCUGCUUUAGCCAGGAGCAGCACAGAGGGUGCGUCCGCCAAGAAAGAUGGACUCAACGCAGCGAGCAAUGGCGAAGAGAACUCAGACGGAGGCAAAGAGGUAGCAGCCAGGCUGGCCUUGUCCCCGUCGGCGGCGGAGGCGACGCUCAACGGCACCGACUGCCAGGACACCAGGCACAAGAGCCCGACGGCGCCCGCCAACCGGACUGCGCUGCUGGUCAACGAAAAUGGCACGUCGGACUCGGAGCCGCCGCACGGUUCCGUCACCGGAAGCAACGGUUUCAUUCUCACCAAGCAGCAGCAGCAGGAGGAAGAGGAGGAUGAUGAUGACGAGGAGGAGGAGGAUGAGGAGGAGGAGGGCAGCGGUACGGCGGCAGGUGUGGGAGUUUCCUCCCCUCACAGGACUAACUGUUUGUCCCCCGGCUCACCGACGGGGGCAAAAGCCGCCAAGCCCCCUCCCCCCGCCGCCACGCCCGGGUGCACACAGAGCCCCGGCGCGCUAAGGACUGCCCCCGGUACGGGGACCGCGUCGGGACGAGGGACGCCAGACACUAAAAACGGCGGCGUUUCGUCGCCGCUCCCCGCCCCAUCGCCCGUCACCAUACACAGAGCCCGCAAGACGAUGUCCAGACCUGCUGUCAGCCCGGCACAAAAGCUUCUGAACAGGGAAUUACGAGAAGCCAAGAACGCCAAAUUAGAGAAAACGGAGAACGUGGUUGCGCCCGGCACGCGGAAACCCUCGCAGCAGUCCCCCGCUCAGAACCAUCUACCUCAGAGUCCCCUGGAGACGCCAGCUUCAGCACAAACCGCCCCAUCAGCUUCACCAGCACCUCCGCCGCCUCCCGCUCCACUCUCGGCUUCUCCGGCUGCGAUACCAGCCAAGCUUCCGCUAGGCUCGUACUCGGCAGGGUUGUCGUCGCGGAAGAAGAAGAGGAGGAUGGGAACGUACAGCCUCGUCCCCAAGAAGAAAACCAAAGUGCUAAAGCAGAGGACAGUGUUGGAAAUGUUCAAGGAGCUGCAGCAUUCUGCCAAGAGUCCGCAGAAUAAAGAAGUUACGAAUGUGAACGGGGAGAAGAUGGGCAACGGGUCGGAGGAGGAGGAGUCAGAAGAUCUGGAGUCAGAGGAGGAAGACAGACAGCAGCCAGCGGGAGAAGGCGUCAGCGCUGUCCAGGAAACAUCCGAACCCACAGAUCAGUUGAAAGAGGAGCAGGAGUCUGAAGAAUCUGUAGAGGAAGACGGAGAAGAGGAAGGCACAGAGUCGGACCUGAGCUCAGAGUCCAGCCUGAAGAAGAGGCUGAAGAAGAAAACUAAAGCAGACAGCGCGUGGCUGCGGCCCUCCAGGAAGAGGAAGAGGAGGAUGAAGGCUAAAGAACCCGAAGCGGCGCCCGCUCAGCUGGAGGCUCCGGCCCGUGACGACGAGCCGUACACGCCGGUCACGCCGGCGGAGCCCGCCAACCUCAGCAAGCCUCCGCACAGUAAAGAGCUGGUGGCGGAGGAGGCCCAGGAGCUCCCGCUGUGCAGCUGCCGCAUGGAGACCCCCAAGAGCCGGGAGAUCCUCAUCCUGGCCGACAGGAAGUGCAUGGCCACGGAGAGCGUGGACGGCCAGCUGACGCGCUGCCAGAGCGCCGUGCUCAAGCACGAGAUGAUGCGUCCCUCCAACUCCGUCCAGCUGCUGGUGCUGUGCGAGGACCACCGCGGCGGCAUGGUCAAGCACCAGUGCUGCCCCGGCUGCGGCUUCUUCUGCAGAGCCGGGACGUUCAUGGAGUGCCAGCCGGACGUCAGCAUCUCCCACCGCUUCCACCGCGCCUGUGCCUCGGUGCUGAAAGGCCAGAGCUUCUGUCCGCACUGCGGGGAGGAGGCCAGCAAAGCCAAGGAGGUCACCAUCGCCAAGGCCGACACCACCUCCUCCACGGUGCCGCCGGCGCCGGCGCAGGGCCCGGCCACGCCGGGGGCCCCCGAGGGCCGAGCGGACACCACCACCGGCAGCUCCUCCUGUCCGACCCUGGCGGCCGAGGUGAGCGGCAGGGCCGACAGCUCGCUGUCCAUCCGCUCCCCUCAUGCUCCGGACGCCGCCGCCGUCCCGGGCUCGUCCAGGACGGCGUCCCUCCAGGCCGCCCCGGGAACCCCAGUCACGCCCACGCUCCCUCUGGGACAAUCCCGAGAAACCCUGGACAGCAUCCUGGUGGCUCUGGACAUCGAGAAACCCAAGAAGCUGCGUUUCCACCCCAAGCAGCUUUACCUCUCAGCCAAGCAGGGCGAGCUGAAGAAGGUGGUGCUCAUGCUGGUGGACGGAAUCGACCCCAACUUCAAGAUGGAGUCGCAGAACAAGCGCACGCCGCUGCACGCGGCGGCGGAGAGCGGACACAAGGACAUCUGCCACAUGCUCGUCCAGGCCGGAGCAAACCUGGACAUGUGCGACGAGGACCAGCGGACGCCGCUGAUGGAGGCGUGCGAGAACAACCACAUGGAGGUGGUUCUGUACCUCCUGAGAGCCGGAGCCAGCGCCACGCACAAGGACGUUGAAGGGUUCACGUGUCUCCACCUAGCGGCCAAGUCUGGUCAUUACAAGAUUGUUGAGCAUCUUCUGUCCACAGGACUGAUCAACAUCAACUGUCAGGACGACGGCGGCUGGACGGCGAUGAUCUGGGCCACAGAGUACAAACACGUGGAUCAGGUGAAGCUGCUGCUGUCCAAAGGAGCCGACAUCACCAUCAGGGACAAGGAGGAAAACAUCUGCCUCCACUGGGCGGCGUUCUCCGGCAGCGUGGAGAUCUCCGAGCUGCUGCUGAACGCCAACUGCAACCUGCAGGCCGUCAACAUCCACGGAGACUCGCCGCUGCACAUCGCCGCCCGGGAGAACCGCCUGGACUGCGUCACGCUGUUUCUGUCUCGAGGAGCCAACGUGUUCCUGAAGAACCGAGAGGGGGAAACGCCGCCCGACUGCUGCAGCCACAGCUCCAAGGCCUGGGCGGCGCUGCAGGCCAACAAGAAGGAGAGGGACGCCCGGAGCAGCCGGCUGGGCCAGACCGAGGAGAAAGUCCUGCACAGCGACAUCGCUUUAGGCCAGGAGCGAGUCCCCAUCCCCUGCGUCAACUCGGUGGACAGCAAACCCUACCCCGACGACUACAAGUACAUCUCGGAAAACUGCGUCACGUCGCCCAUGAACAUCGACAGGAACAUCACUCACCUGCAGUACUGCGUCUGUAAGGAGGACUGUUCUGCCAGCAUCUGCAUGUGUGGACAGCUCAGCCUGCGCUGCUGGUACGACAAGGCCGGCUGCCUCCUGCCCGAGUUCUGCCGCGAGGAGCCGCCGCUCAUCUUCGAGUGUAACCACGCCUGUUCCUGCUGGAGGACCUGCAAGAACCGCGUCGUGCAAAACGGACUCAGGACCAGACUGCAGCUGUUCAGGACCAGUAAGAAGGGCUGGGGCGUGCGCACGCUGCAGGACAUCCCACAGGGGACCUUCGUAUGCGAGUACGUGGGAGAGAUCAUCUCGGAAGCGGAGGCCGAGAUGAGGCAGAACGACGCGUACCUCUUCAGCCUGGACGACAAGCCGCAGGAUCUGUACUGCAUCGAUGCCCGUUUCUAUGGCAACAUCAGCCGCUUCCUCAACCACAUGUGCGAGCCCAACCUGUUCGCCUGCCGAGUGUUCACGACGCACCAGGACCUGCGGUUCCCACACAUCGCCUUCUUCGCCAGCGAAAACAUCAAGGCCGGGGAGGAGCUGGGGUUUAACUAUGGCGACCACUUCUGGGAAGUCAAGAGCAAGCUGUUCAGCUGCGAGUGCGGCUCGUCGCGGUGCAAGUUCUCGUCGGCGGCCAUGGCGUCGCUGCAGGCCGACAGCACGCCGGAGGAGCGGCAGCAGCCCAGCGCCUCGCCCGACACCAGCUCUUCCAACAGCUCCUCCUAAACCCCCCCCCCGUCCCCACAAACACUACGGACGGACGGAGACUCCUGUGCUCGUACUGUACCUGAACGGACCACCCGGCUUCACCACCACCUGUACAGAAACACUGCGACUCAACCAGAUGCACAAUCAGCCGGGACGACCAGCAGGGGGCAGCGCCGGGACACAAACCUGCCGGGAGGAAGAACUUGGCCUUUUGUCUUCUGUCUUUUCUGGUUUUUUUACUCUUUCUUUCCCCGGAGCGUCCAGUGGUGGACCAGUGGAUCCAGACCCCCCACCCCCCCCCUUCAGCGCCCCCCAUGAACCAUGAACCAUUCCAGCACAAUUUAGCUGAAUCAUACUGAAUUAUGUUGCCACUUCGUUUUUUUCUUUUUUGUUUUCGUCGUGUGUGUUUGUGUCAUUUCAUCGUUUCCGAACGGACGCUUCCCCACACUCGAUCAACGAAAAGAGAGAUAAGAAGGGAGGGGGGAGGAGGAGGAGGAGGGUGGGGGGAUUUCUGCCCCCGUGUGGUUGAAGAAGCGACACCAUUCCUGAAAAAGCGGGCAGAAACUGGCUCGCCUGUCGUUUGUGAAGCAUGUCGAAGCGGUUUGAAAUGUGUUGUGGAGGAAUGAAAUCAACUAAAACACCAGAAGGAAGAAAAAAAAACAACCAACAAAUCAAGACAAAAAAAAAAAACAAACCCGGUGCUGACUCAAAGGUUUUUACUUUUCAUUUUUAUGACCCACUUGAACAUACAUUGUAAAAUAAGAGAAUGUUUUUACGUUUUUGUUUUCAUUUUGUAUAAUUUUAUCUCCGUUUUUUUUUUCUUUUUCUAAUUGUAGUUACUGUAGCUAGGUUUUAAUUUAGAUUUUGCCGACAGAAGCCAACCCGUCAUUUUAAAUGUUGUUAGUAAAGCAGUGACUGUUGUGCAAAGUCUUGAAAGGUAUAAAAGAGAAAAAAAAAAAAAAACCUUUAAAAAAAAAAGUGAUGAAUAAAAUGCACUUCCAUUACCUUCUGUUACAUAUUUCUG